Molecule: messenger RNA, 858 nt
Organism: Dibothriocephalus latus
Lineage: Eukaryota; Metazoa; Platyhelminthes; Cestoda; Diphyllobothriidea; Diphyllobothriidae
Source: the annotation of a GenBank genome assembly
AUGCGCUACCUACGGUUAUUCCUACCCUUCCUACUUGCAGCGCUAAAAACAGCCGGAGUGGUGGGUUUCGGCUUCAGCGACGGCAGCGGUCACGGAAAUGGAUAUGUCCAAGAGUCAGCUGGCGGCCUCCUCGUUAAUUUGCACGACCAGGCUGAGCGUGAACGCAUCAAUGCCGAAAUGGAGGCCAUCACAGUCACUUAUGGGGAAGAUAUAGAACAGCUCUUUACAUACUUCAAGUCUAAAGAUGGACAAAGUUCUCUUAAUAUGUCCUGCGGCAAAUCUGCUCUCGUUUUUGAACAGAAGGGGUCUCUCCACUCCGUCAGGUGCAAUUUAACCUACGAUCUCCAGCGUUCCAUCGCGCUCUCAUUUGAAAUUGACUACCCACCAGUGGCCUACCUAGCUCCUGCGUUCUGGCUACACCUACAGUCCACAGCCUCCUCCGGACCACAAACCAUCCACCUGAAUCUCACCAUCCAGGGAGUUCGGAUGGGUGUUGCCUAUCUGCGAAUUUGGGCUCGCGAAGCUAUCGAGAAGGAGAAGAGUGGAGCCGGUGUUUAUGUGUGGAGCCGGUCGGAUCCUUUGCUCGUGGAGGCCUACUUGUCGAGGCUGGCGAACAGAAGUGAGGUGGACGGCGACAGCUCUGUGAUGGGACUUCCUGUUAAAAUUUUGCGGCCACGAGGCCCACUUGAGAUGGCCUUCAACGCUGUGGUAGCUUGUAUGGUUAUUGCAAUUACCUGUGUUAUGGGAUGUGAGCUAGAUCCGCGGCUGAUAUGGCGGCAUUUGAAGAAACCAAUGGGUCCGUUCAUUGGUUUUUGCUGUCAGUUUGGAAUCAUGCCACUGGUAAGUAUCGCUGUCUGA